Messenger RNA from Colletotrichum paranaense, 420 nucleotides. RefSeq lists its product as uncharacterized. The record is from RefSeq and is a predicted model, not a curated record. Bases 1 to 420 code for a protein of 139 amino acids. The transcript is spliced from 2 exons. Lineage: Eukaryota; Fungi; Ascomycota; Sordariomycetes; Glomerellales; Glomerellaceae.
AUGGACCUUGAGACCAAGGAAGAAUUGUCUCUUACCAAUUCCUCUUCUCGUCGGAGGUUAUCGGCCCCUCCGCCAACUGGCAGUAUAUCGACUUCGGACUCUUACGGCCGGUCAUCCCGAACAAACAACACGACGCAUACGGGUACAACUUCUGAAGGCCAACCAGGAUGUAUCAAUGGGGCUUUGCCGGCGGCGGGUAGGAACUCGCCCGCUGCCACGGAGAGGUCGAAAAGCCUCUCUGCAGAAAGGUUGAAAGACUUCUCUGCUGUGGCGAGGUCUGAAAGUCGCAUCGGGCCGGUGCAGCAAGAGUUCGAAUCGGACCCAUCCCACGAAUUCUGGACUUGGAGCCAAGAUACACAAAACUGGUACCACGUCCAAGGAACCGGGUCGGUCCUGUGGGCACCUCAUCAACUGGAUUGA